AUGGAAACUUGGUCCACGAUUCUUGGUUGGACACUAUCCAUUGUGGCGGCGGCUGGAAAUAGCUCUAUUAUUUUUCUUGUUUGCGGCAAACGACGGCUCCUCACUAAAAUCAACGCUUUCAUCAUUUCUCUCGCAGUAGCGGAUCUCGGUGUAGGGGCCAGCGUUUUCCCUUCACAGUUUUUCUACGAAAUCGUUCAAACUAGCCACAACUCGUCUUCAAGAUGUUGGAAUAUCGAUCGAAUACGAUGGCUGUUCGGCUACGCAUCUGUGACAAGCUUGUGCAGUUUAGUUCUGGAUCGCUACGUGGCGAUUGUUACGCCUUUAAAGUAUCUAAAUUUUAUGAGCCGAGGUCGUGUUAUCCAAAUGAUUUUUGUUUCCUGGGCAAUCCCUGUGGGAUUUGUCAUAACUUCAUUUUUCUUACUCAAGCGGAAUUUUGUUAUCAUAUUUGCCAUGUUUUGGGAGAUUUUUUCAUGCUGCUUUCUAAUAUUCUGCUUUUCCUCUAUCAUACUUGUCGUAUAUAAACAUGAUAGAUCGUCAGCCACCUUAGCAAAACAGUUACGGUUCAACCACAGAGGUUUGACAGUCAGCAGUCAGGACAGAUCAGCAGUAACAAUGAUGGCGAUUGUAAUAGUCGUGUUUCUCGUCUGCUAUGCAAUAUAUUUGCGCUGCAGUCUAGUAUCACUUCUUCAUUAUCCCCGUUGUGAUGAUAAAGUCUAUAAAAUACCUAUGUUAGUCCUGAAUUCUGCCAUCAACCCUUGGGCAUAUGCAUUCUUCAAGAGGGACAUAAAGAGGGAGAUGGUGAAGAAAUUGAUUUGCCGAAAAACCAAGGAGAAACUGCAAAAUCAAUAACCAUUAAAAAUGCAAGAUUUGAGUUUACAGUUUUUUAAGUUUAGAAAUCAAAAAGUGUUAAAUCCUCAUGAGCCCGUAGGCACAGUUUCGACAGUUUUUUCCAAUAAUAAUAAUAACGCGCAAAUUUUCAUAUCAUGGUAUAUGAUAAAAUGCGCGUAAAGGAGAAGAUGAACUCUAGAGUUAAUGCCUCCCAGCCAAUAGUAGAUUCAAUGACUCGAAAAUUCGUCCUAUUGUUACAACUUAUUUUAUAGAUACCUUCCUUUAUCGUGAUUAUAACAGUUUGAUCCCAUACUGCCAGGCAACUCAGACAGUGUUUUAUAAGCAUAUAAAUUGUCAAUCGAACAAUAGACAUUUUCCGUAAUAAUUAUUAUCAGCUGUUUUUGAAAACUAAAGAUAUCUAAGGUCUUGACUUCAAGUUAAGCACAAACUCAAGAAACCUUUGUUUGCUCUAUAAAUUAAAAGCACACCACAAUAAACGUUUGCGACAACUGAUAACCCUAAGAAAACAGGCCAUUAGCGACGCCAACAAUGGUUUCCUCUUUUCACAGACCCUCCAUUUUCUCUUCUCUUUCAAGCGUGCGAGACAAAAAACCGCGAGGGAUUUAUUGACCGCCAGCACAAGGGGGUAGGAUUGGAGGAAGAAGAAAAUGGACGGUCUGCAGACAUCUUUAGGAGCAACUGAAACUUUCUCUUCGCAGUAACAGCAAAUUACCAUUGGCUGAACGGCGAUUAUUCUGUCAUCAUCAUGUCAACGACUCAUUACGCUCACGUCAUGCGAGUAGAAGCGUUUGUCAUCGCCUGGAGGCGCUAACUUACUAUUGUAAUUUGCAUAAAAAACAUCAAUUGAAAGCGCCGCCGGAUGCAGUCAUACUGAGUUUGUAUUGACCAUGCUGACCAUAUCUUUUGUAUAAGAUUAUAGACUAUGGAAAGCGUGCUUGACGACUGUUUGGCACAGUUUUCAAGCAAAUACGUGCUCAAAGAAGAGCGGCGCCAGGCUGUUUUGGGUUUACUGGGGCAAGAGGAUGUUGUGGCCGUUCUUACCACGGGUUUUGGGAAAAUUUUAAUUUACCAGUUGUUCGCGGCAGUGAAACUCAAACAAAGAGAAAAGAGCGUAGUAUAAGUCGCAUCGCCAUUGCGGGUAUUAUCAAUGAUCAAGUUGAAGCAAUGGUUUUAAUCAUAAAAGAAAAUCGAGCCCAGGUGCGUCUAACCUUAUUACUGUAAUCGUCCGCCAACUUUCGUUUUGUUAAUAACACCUUGACGAACGCUCUCAAUAAACAGAUGCUCCGUAGCUUUACGGGAAAGCGUUAAUAUCCUACAAUAAUCCGAUGGUUCGAUUUGUUUCGGCUUCUGACCUCUUUUAGCCGGCUUUUUCGGCGUUGAAGCAGUGUGACAAGACAUUCUUAAACAAACACGCGAGUCCGGGUGUCAUUUUUAAAAUGUUCUAAAAUACUUAGUAAUUGAUAUCUCCAAUAUCAUUGGUUCAAUCUAAUUGGUACUGCGAACGCGUAGGGGAUAAUUAUGAGGCGUUGAUUUGGGGGAGGAACUUUAAAAUAAACCUCUUUUUUCCCAAAGAUGUUUACUGACGUUCUCGAAGACAACGAAAAAAAACAACGUCUGUGUACAGGUUACGCGAAUAUAUAGCCUGCGUAGCAGGCGCUUGGAAGAAGUGGUCGUAAGAAAGAACGGGCGCUCGAGAGGGAGACACGAUCGUUGCGCCCACUACUUCCAUGCGCCUGCUACGCAGUCCACCCGAAAUAAGGUCUGAGGAACGAGCGUAGAAAUUCCAUGCUGAUGACGCGUCACAACCCACAUCUGGAUAGUGCUCCUGAUUGGUUGAAGCAAAAUUUCCCUUGCGACACGACUAAUCAGAAAUACUAUCUGGGUAGUGACAAGUCAUCAGUAUUAACAGUAUGGAAUUUCUGCAGCCGUUCUUCAGAAGUCACUUUACGUGGAAAACCAGUGGUGGCCAGAGUGAUGGCUAGUUAUCGCGAACGUUCAAAAUAGCGCGUGACUUUGCUAAGUAUUGUCCUUCUCAGUUUACGGCUCAGUCACAUGCAGACUGAAUAUUAGGCGAGACCUUUGAAAGACGGUCUGCUUCUCUGGCUAGGUUCUCGACUCAUCGGUACAACGUAUACAGUGCACAGAUCACGCUAACUUUUUACGUCAUCCGGGUUACUUCCAAAAUUGUCCGUUGUCUUUCUUAACUGGCUAAAUUAAGAGAAAAAGUCUGAGAUAUUUGUCUGGAUACUUGGAAAAUGUCCAUUAUAAGUCGAGUUUGGUUAAGCUCUCAUUGGGAAGACGCCGGUAUGUAUAUGAUGCAUUGAUCAGGUAAACGUUUUAUGACAUUUCUUGGGGGUUACAUAAAAUUGUCCGUUCUAAAAAAUAGUAAAUGAAAAUAGCCUGUGCUAGUAUAGCGAGCUAUUAUUAUCAGAAGCCUAUAUGUAAACGAUGCCAGUGUCCGUUACAAGUGCAUUCCAAAAUUCUUGUAAAACAACCAAUGCAUGCAAGCGGCCUCAAAACAAGUUCCUCUGAUGAAAGUCUUUGAUAUUUCAAAGGAGGCUGUUGGUUACGGUCCGACCGGAUGGAUUUUCGUUUGGCACUGCUGAGAUCGCUUGGGGUGAAGCUUUUAAACUAUUUACUGAAUUGUAAUUACCAGUUGUCCACACUGCAUGUAUAGUGUCGAGUCAUUUAUUUUUUCUCCUACACCGGCCCCUCGUGUUUGUGUAAUCAAUGUUUUCUGAUUCCCCUUUGUGUGUUGCAAAUUAAUUAUCUAACUUCACUCUCACCAAAUACGUUCAAUUCUGGAUGUGAUCUAACUCUCUACAAACUGACACUUAUGUGAAAAAAAUAUGUUCAUAAUGCUUUAUUGUUAGCUUUGAAUAAUAGGUUGCAACUAGUUGUUUUACAACACGAAUCUCAAACCUCGGACUUACGAAUAUUUUGAGAAAUUAUUGAAAAGAAAUCCACGAGCCCUUAGAUCUUUUUUUUUGUUUUCAAAACAUGAUUAAUAAAUCAUUUGAUAAUUAUUCGACAGACAUUUUUUUAAGGGAUGAGUAGGUACAAUUAACUAACUAUGAAGCAAAGCCGGUCCUCAGGUCCAAAUCUAAACUCAAAACCUCCCCGUAGUGUGUGUUGAAAAUAGAUCGUAACUGAGCUCGUCAAGAAAAGAAAAACUUUAACAUAUUUUGCGCUGUUCAACUAAAGCUUUCCUACUUCAUUAAUAUCAAAAUAUACUCGGGAAAAACUUGCACAGAGAAAUAAAUUAAAUCGUCUUACAAAAAAAUUUCCAAUAAAAUCAUUUCUCCUUAUAUCCAGGCUUAUAUGUCUUCCUUUUAAAAGAAGAAUAUCUUUGAAAUAGAUAGUGAAGAAAUGGUCAGUAUAGAGAAAUAGCCGACUCACUUGUUGUCAAAGUGUGAUUAUUGAGUGAUAUAUUAAAUUAUAUAUGCAUAAGUCAGUACACCACUAAGUAAAAUCAGAGUAGGUGCUUUCACUGAGGAAGGGUAUUGAUCGUAGCCAAGAUAAAGAGUAAUCAUGCAGUAAUCAUAGAAUGGAAACCUGGUUUUGGGUUCUUGGCUGGGUUCUUUCCGUUCUGACGAUAACUGGAAAUGCCUUCAUUAUCUCACUUGUUGGCCGCAAUCGACCUCUCCGCACCAAAACCAACGCGUUCAUAGCUUCGCUUGCUGUGGCAGACUUUCUUGUUGGUGUGGGCGUCGUUCCUUCUCUCUUCUUCUGCGAGAUCUCAGGAGGCGGGUGUAAAUGGUCUCGAGCCUGGUCGUCCUGGCUUCCUGAUUUGAUACGAUGGCUUUUUGGAUACGCGUCGGCAUUCAAUUUGUGCAGCUUGGUGACAGAUCGCUAUAUAGCUAUUGUAAAGCCUUUAAAAUACGUAACGUGCGUAACUCCACGUCGCGUGAUUCAAAUGAUAUUCCUUUCUUGGGCGAUCCCCUUUGGAUUUGUGACGACUACAUUUUUCCUCGUUUUGUUUAGGAUUGAAUACGCGGGUUUUAUAAAUGCUUCAACGAUGUUCUUUGAGGUCGCGUCAUGUUGA
This is a messenger RNA of Porites lobata, 4894 nucleotides long. NCBI's taxonomy places the organism in Eukaryota, Metazoa, Cnidaria, Anthozoa, Scleractinia, Poritidae. The record is from the annotation of a GenBank genome assembly.